Molecule: messenger RNA, 1251 nt
Organism: Aplosporella prunicola CBS 121167
Lineage: Eukaryota; Fungi; Ascomycota; Dothideomycetes; Botryosphaeriales; Aplosporellaceae
Exons: 5
Coding region: 1-1251 (416 amino acids)
Biological process (GO): cholesterol biosynthetic process; brassinosteroid biosynthetic process
Cellular component (GO): endoplasmic reticulum membrane
Molecular function (GO): 7-dehydrocholesterol reductase activity
Source: RefSeq, a predicted model, not a curated record
AUGGUCACGGUCCCGCCUUCUCUCAUGAUUUUGUCAUGGAUUGCCCUCGAACACUUUGGCGGAUCUCUCUUCGCCGCAUUGAGCGCCCUCCACGUCGACGGCCUUCAGCCUUUUCUUGGGAAAUAUGGCCCCGGAGGAAACAAGAAGGUCACCAUUGCUUACGUCGCUUGGGUGCUCUUCCAAGCCUUACUCUACACAAUUCUACCUGGAAGGAGCAAGGGUCAGUUGACGCCAGCGGGCAAUUUGCUUGAAUACCGAACAAAUGGCUUUCUGGCAUGGUCGAUCACGGUAUCUCUUUCCGCAUUGCUUGUUGGUACCGGAACUAUUGACCCGGCCAUUAUCGCAAAACACUGGGAAGAGCUAGUAGUGACCUACAACGCAUGGGGCUAUACACUUGCUUCAAUAGCUUACCUGAAAGCUCAUUUCUCACCUUCUUAUGCCGAGGACAGAAAUUUUAGCGGAUCCGCUUUGUAUGACUUUCUGAUGGGAAUUGAAUUCAACCCGCGUUUCGGCAAGAAUUGGGACUGGAAGCUUUUCCACAACGGUCGGCCGGGAAUCAUUGGGUGGACGCUGAUCGACCUCUCUUACACUGCUUUACAGUACCAGAAGCACGGCUUUGUUACAAACUCCAUCAUCAUCGUUGACAUCCUACACGGGCUCUACGUUGUGGAUUUUUUCGUAAACGAGAGCUGGUACUUGCGUACCAUCGACAUCUGCCACGAUCACUUUGGCUUUUACCUGGCCUGGGGUUCUGCCGCGUGGCUUCCAACCAUGUACACGCUGCAAGCCCAGUACCUGGCACGCUAUCCCGUGCAACCUUCUCCACUAGCAGCUGCCGCAAGCCUAUGCGCUGGUGUCGGUGGGUAUGCGCUCUUCCGCUCUGUCAACGCGCAGAAAGAUCUCGUGAGACGCACAAACGGCGAUUGUAAGGUUUGGGGCAAGCAGGCAAAGGUCAUGCGCUGUACGUUCAAGACGGCUGAUGGACAAGACCGUGAGACGCUGCUCCUCCUAUCAGGAUGGUGGGGCGUCUCCCGCCACUGCAAUUAUGUCGGCGACCUGCUGCUCUCGUACGCCAUGUGCAGUGUCUGCGGGACACGCAACCUGCUGCCGUGGACCUAUGCUCUUUUCAUGACGUGCAUCCUUGUCCAUCGCUGCUUUCGGGACGAGCAUCGAUGUAAGACAAAGUAUGGAGAUCAGUGGAAGGAGUAUUGCGCCAGAGUGAGGUGGAGACUCAUUCCAGGGAUUUGGUAG